Molecule: messenger RNA, 2898 nt
Organism: Plasmopara halstedii
Lineage: Eukaryota; Oomycota; Peronosporomycetes; Peronosporales; Peronosporaceae
Exons: 1
Coding region: 1-2898 (965 amino acids)
Biological process (GO): regulation of chromosome condensation
Source: RefSeq, a predicted model, not a curated record
AUGGCAUCAUCUUCAAACUCGCACAGACGUCCGCGACUUACCACCGACGAGAAUUCCUCAUCCAACAUCAACGUUUCUCCUUCUAUUGCUUGCGGUGGCGCUUCCAUAAUUGAUGACCAGAUACCGCGACUGAGUCCCGACGCCGUGCGCUGCAAGUUUGCACUUUACGGUCGCCAGCAUGCACAUGUGGACCAUUUUUCAAGCGUUGAACAUGAAACAAAAGAAGUUUUACAGAGUACGAUGGUAUUGCAAGAAGACGGUCGUUUAGCAGCCAAGUUGGACCACGUGUCGUACCUGCUUGACGGAUUAUUAGAAUCUUGUCACGCACCCAGAAUGCACCAUGCGCAAACUCGAAGCCUUCUCGAGCUGUUACAUUUGAUACAAGAACCACAGAUCCUUCAAAUAAUUUCGCUGUCAAGAGUGAGAGGUCAAAUGAAAAAGCUGCUGCUUUUCAGACUCACAACGGCGCCUGAAGAAGAGACGGCUCGACUCUCGAUGGCCGUAUUGGUCUAUUUUUUGUCACAUUGUGCUGCUGAGGACUAUUUUGACAAUCAAGUGCUGACUGCAAUCGUACAUGCUUUGAAGCAGGAGAUACAAGGAGAAAGAGACGAGAAGAAAGAUACGAUAGUGUCACACACGAGAACAUCGGUGAAAAGAUGCUUGAAGAGAAAACAGAUUGACGAAAAGGUGACACUUUUAAGGUCAACUUACGAAGUGUCAACGAUGCAGGAUAUGGAUGCAAUGUGUCGGAUGAAGUUGGAGAAGCUUUUGCAAGAUCACGAGGUAUUUCAUGCUGGAGAAGAGUUGCACGUUUCGGUAAUUAGUGCGCUCUGUGCCUCCCUGCUUAAGUUACUGCAACCAAAUGCAAGUGCUUUGUUUAACUUAAUGCCACCACAUAGGCAGCAAUCAAGUGACGUUGUUGGCAUUUUUGAAAGAAAGUGUCUGCUGAUGCGGACUGGAGGGCUCAAUAUAUUGACCUAUGAACUCAUCAGACAAGUUCAAGGGCUCAAGAAUGUGCUAUCAACGACAGUAGCGAACGACGUGGGAAAACAGAACAUGCGCUCGUUGCAUAUUGUUAAUUUGGUGCUUAAUUUAUUGGGUCAAGCAGCAUGUCAAGCAGUGGAUGUGAAGCACUACUUGUCAAAACAGCAAAAUCUGUUUUUCGUGUUACUACAACUCGUUAAGCUACUGAGUGAUCUGAGCUGGUAUAUGCAAGCACAGAGGAUGUGGAACGCUGCGCCAUCGAGCCUAUCGUUAGCAGUCGAAGUUUUGCUGUCAACUAUACGUGUGCUUAUCAAUUUGACGCAUCAUGAAAGCGAGGCAGCGAGUAAUAUACAUGCACUUGACGGUAUGCAGAUUUUAGUAAGUGCAUUUUCAAGCCUAUGUAAAGCUGCAUCAGCGGAGGAGUCAUGGAUGCAGAAAAGUUGGGGCUUCGACGCGUGCUUGUUGCUGCUAAGUGUGCUUGUGAACUGCAUCGAAUUUAGCGAAGAGAACCGCGUUGCAUUGGCCGAAGUAUCUGUGUGCCGGAUUGAAGGUACUAAUCUGGCAGAACAUAGUGCUUGUGCUCUCUUUGUGGAGUUUUUCCUGUCUAAAGUUCAGUCGUUUAAGCAUUUGAUUGAAGGAAGUGAAGCUCAAGUAAUCCUUAUUGACGAAGACGACGACUGGAAUCCAGAAGAUGUAAUUCUCGGAGGGUGUACAUCGCUUUUAUUGGGUCUUUUAAUGAAAGAUUCGGCUGCAAACGGUGCAUCUAUUUUGAAACUAAUGCCUGGUAGUUCAUCUCGGUUGCUGCUGUGUGCUCUUCGAGUAUAUGUUGCAUUUCACUCACAGAUUAAUGCGCUCACUCCCGACCUUGUGGAGUCUGUGUUAAUGAUUGAGAAGAUAUUGAAAUCGUUUGAGGGGUCAGAUCAGCGUGACCUGUUGGAGUCAGUGACUGUGACGAACAAAGUUACGAGUGUCGAUCUCCGAGCUUCGAAAGCUGCAAGAAGCAAUGUUCCUCGUCUUAAUCGUGCUCAACCACUGAAAAAUGUUUGCUCGUUGCUUGAUGACUCGGAUGAUGACUUUCAGUCUCACAUCCAAUCGCUCGCUUCAGCCUCCGACCCAUUAAGCACAAAAGAAACAUUUGGAAAGUCUAUGAUACAGAAAUCAUUCGUAUCGGUGCCAGAUAGAAAGGAUGCUUGCCGAUCUUCGCCCAUUGCAAUUCGUCCGAAUGAUUCCAUAUCAUCGUCUAGUGUGGUACGGCUUUUAAAGCGAACUCGUCAACUUGUCGAAGAGUUUGACACACAAUUCGCGAGUUCAAAUCUUUAUAAAAAGCGUGAUGUCAGCGAGAAAAGAGCUACUGCCACCGAGGUCACUGGGUCAUUAAGUACGGUCGUGACGAUGAAUGUGACUUGUCGUGAUAAUGGCAAUGACGAUCUGCAUAUUUCUCAAGAUAUUACAGGCACAAACGUGGAAACAAUUGGUACCACUAAGGUUGAUGUUGACCAGAAAAUUAAUUCUGCGAUGCCGUGGAAGCGCAAAAAGAAGUCCAUCUGUAAUACGACGACGGAUGCAGUCUUGCAACAAACGACUAUGUUUGAUAUCAUUUCUGGUUCGCCACCACCGACGCCUCUGCGCAUUAAACAGAGCAAAGAGCUACUGGAAACGCCUACGAGAUCUAAACUCACUUUUGAUCUAUUUCGUCGAUCGCCUUCACUCAAUCUGACGCCCAAGAAAUUAUCUCCUGCGACUCCAGUGUGGACACGACGGGCAUCGGGACUGUUGCAGACUUCAAAGGAAAAGAAUGAAUCAACACUUCAAAAAGAUUCGCUGGUAUCAGUGAUUCAGCGCCAACGUAAGGUCAAAACUGGUCUCUUUCCUACUUCGAUAUGCAACAGCUCCGUUUUUGACUUCACGGAUUAA